AUGGCCCAACAGUCUGGAUGGCAGAGCGAUCAGGUCAAUGCGACCAUGUGCAUGUGGCAACAACCAAGAGCUGCUGUCCUCAAGGAUACGGUCUACAUCGAUGGCGGGUACCUGGCCUGGAUUCCAGGCAUGGCUGAUGGCUCCUACGGUUCGGCAACCCAAGAUGACAACCCGCUGGGUAUCGUCUAUACUUUGAACUUCAGUAGGCCCUUCAACAUGAGCCAAAACAUCAGCGAUGUCUUCGGCCAGAAUCCCAAGGUCGUAGGUGCUGCGAGCAAUCUCGCCCCAAACUAUUUCGACGGAGCACUGCUCGCGAAUGAUCACCAGUUCUUCAUGUAUGGCGGCCUGCUGAGGCAAACUGACAAAUAUCCCGACCCGGACGCGAACGAGGUCAUGGAAUAUCAGCAAGAUAGCUAUGGCGUCGACAAGAAAGUCACACCAGGUUACAUCAGCACUGAUCUGCCUGACGAUCUAACCAGAUAUCUCGCCUUUGGGGGUGCUGCCAACGCCCCCUCAGAGAACAAGGCAUUCUACUUCUCCGGGCUUCGUGCCCCCGAAUGGGGUCCCGUAUAUUAUCCUAGCUACAACGACUCGCUGACAGCCAUCAACGUCUCCAACACCUUGAUCACACUCGACAUGGCUACGCAAAAUGAGGAGCAAUGGAGCAACCAGACCUUGCCCGACAGCAUCCCGGGGCGCGCGAAUCCAGAACUCGUUUGGGUCCCAGUCGGUGCACAAGGGAUUCUGGUUGCCAUUGGCGGUGUAAUCUACCCUGAAUUUGUCAGUUCUGCACACUUCUCGGAAAACCAGACUGGUAGUGAGAAUGUAAGCCCUUCGUUCAUGUCCAAUAUCGACAUAUACGACAUCGCAAGCGGAAAUUGGUACACACAGCCCACGGUUGGCGGGCCUUCGCAGCUUGCCAGAGGCUGUGUUGUCAUGCAACCAGCUCAAGAUUACUCAAGUUUCAACAUUUACUACUACGGUGGCUAUGACGGGCUUCAUCAUACCGAUGCGUCGGACUUCAAGGACGACGUCUGGAUCCUGUCACUGCCUUCCUUCAUGUGGAUGAAGGUCGCUUCCGGACGGGCUGGGUACGGGCGCGCAGGCCACAAAUGCUUCAUGCCGUACCCGGAUCAGAUGAUGGUGAUUGGAGGCUAUCCAGCGCAGGCCGGCACGACCACAACUUGCGUCAAUGGUGGCAUCAUCCAGUUGUUUAACCUGAGCUCGUCCAAGUGGAUAGACAGGUACGACCCAAGCCUCUGGUCUGACUACCACGUCCCGGAAAUGAUCUAUGCAAUGAUCGGCGGCGACGAGAAAGGCGGCGCGACCGAGAUCACACCUGGACCCACGGGCUGGGCUACUUCGGCGCUGGCAAGCGUCUUCGCAUCGUCAUAUCCUACCUCGAAGCUCACGACUUACUAUCCGUACGCCCCAGCUGCCACGAGCGGGUCAGGUCUGCCGACUUCCAGCGCCGAGUCUGGUGGCGGUGGCGUCCCAGGCUUUCUGCCCCCGCUUCUUGGUGUCAUCCUAGGUCUGAUUUUACUCACAUCUGUCGGCCUGGGCUUCUUGUUCUGGCGGCGCCGCAAGUACCUGAAGAAGAACGGUGGCAUGAGCGAGAUGACCGACGAGAAUGGCCACCGCAUCAUGUCCUGGAUCCGCGGCCAACCAACAGACACAAAGGCACCCACGGUCACUACCAGCGAUGACAUGCCUCAGAGCCCAGACCCAGAGCGCGCUGCGUUGUACGCCCCUCAUCCGCACCAGCAGCAGCUGCAACAGCAGCUCAUGCGCCAUGAGAUGGGCGACACUCAAGUCGCCGAGCUAAUGGACACCUCGCCCCGUGCGGAACUGUCAGACACGGCCCUGACGCCCGUGGACAUCAUCAGCAAACACACGCACUUCGGCUCAGCCGGCGGUGGGAGCAGCCCGCUGGGCAACCCGUCGUUCCAAUACUCGUCCAUAGCCGCGACAGACCACGCAAGCAUGGUAAGCAGCAACUCCGCCGCAGGAGGUGCCAUGCUUGCAGGGCCCUCCUCGAGGAACCCUCCCCCAGCACAGCCCUUCAACCCCGAGCAGCAGGUGCGCCCGGACUCACCUGCACUGCCAGCCACCUCCCCCUAUGACAGUGACCACACCCCCACCGCCGGGAAGCCCCUCCCAGCCCCCACCUCAAGCGGCAACAACGCCGCCGCGUCGGGGGAUCAGGAGUCUCCGCGGGGCGAAUCGGGGGUAUCGGCGUUUAGCGAGCGGGACCGAUCCCACCUGAGGAACAUCAGCGACCCGGCGACGGUCAGCACGAUGGACGGCACGCUCGUCGGCUCGCCGCGCCUGGGGCCGCAGCAGACGUCCCGCGUCGCGAGCCCGCCGAUCAUGGAGGAGGGCUCGCUCAACCCGCUCCGCAGCAACCCGGCGCCGGGCACGCCGCCGGCGGUGAUCAGCCCGCCGACGGCCGGCGAGGUCGACGCGGAGGACUACGUCAGCGCGAGGAGCGGCAGCGGGCCCGUGAGCCCGCUGAACCCCCCGCCCGGGCCCCAGGUUCCUCGGUCGAGUAAUAGUCCGGCGCCCAGUAGGAAAUCCAUCUUCCGGGAGUCGAUGGAGGACAUGGGAGGGUCGCACUGA
Molecule: messenger RNA, 2619 nt
Organism: Diaporthe citri
Lineage: Eukaryota; Fungi; Ascomycota; Sordariomycetes; Diaporthales; Diaporthaceae
Exons: 5
Coding region: 1-2619 (872 amino acids)
Molecular function (GO): protein binding
Source: RefSeq, a predicted model, not a curated record